Homo sapiens (human) is the source of this 5502-nucleotide messenger RNA. It is a transcript of the gene LRATD2, whose product is annotated as LRAT domain containing 2. NCBI's taxonomy places the organism in Eukaryota, Metazoa, Chordata, Mammalia, Primates, Hominidae. The transcript is spliced from 2 exons. Gene Ontology annotation, cellular component: cytoplasm. The record is from RefSeq and is a predicted model, not a curated record. Bases 556 to 1488 code for a protein of 310 amino acids.
GCCUGUCUCUUUAAAUGCCACGGGCUGCGCUCCCGCCCGGGAGCCCGGAGCCGGAUCUACAAUCCCGUCCCUCCAGCUCCGGUGCUUGUUGCUCGCCCGGCCCAAGCGGGAGCUGUUGCCGCCAGGCUGCGAGGCUGCCGUCCUCUCCUCCUCGCGCCCCACCUCCCCCGAGAGCUGGCUGAGGAGGGGCAGCAGCCCCAGCUGGCGGGAGGAAGCGCGGUGUGAACAGGGAUUGCCCCCCGCCUUCAAGUAUCGGGGCGCUACGCAGCCGCGGGGGAAAGACAUGCCCCUAGUCUGCCCGCUGCGCUGCCCUCUGCCCAGCCUCGCUGCCGCCCGCGCCGGGAGAGGAGGGACUGCCGAGCCUACACCUUCAAACUCGCCCUAGAAGUCUCGGGGCGCGGCAGGGAGCCCUUCCCCAGGCCCCACGGCCUUCACCUCUCCGCGGGUGAGUUUGUGCAGGUAGCCUCAGCCCCUGUCCGGGGACCUGUGCAAAUGACCCUGGAGUUGGUUUCGCUUUCUCCCCUUGCGGCGGUGUGAACGUGUGUCCGCAGCGUGAUGGGCAACCAGGUGGAGAAAUUGACCCACCUAAGUUACAAGGAAGUUCCCACGGCCGACCCGACUGGCGUGGACCGGGACGACGGGCCCCGCAUUGGGGUCUCCUACAUUUUCUCCAAUGACGAUGAGGACGUGGAGCCGCAGCCGCCGCCUCAGGGGCCAGAUGGCGGCGGCUUGCCCGACGGUGGGGACGGGCCGCCGCCGCCCCAGCCGCAGCCCUACGAUCCGCGGCUGCACGAGGUGGAAUGCUCCGUGUUCUACCGGGACGAAUGCAUCUACCAGAAGAGCUUCGCGCCGGGCUCGGCGGCGCUGAGUACCUACACGCCCGAGAACCUGCUCAACAAGUGCAAGCCGGGCGAUCUGGUGGAGUUCGUGUCGCAGGCUCAGUACCCGCACUGGGCCGUAUAUGUGGGUAACUUCCAGGUGGUGCACCUGCACCGGCUGGAGGUGAUUAACAGCUUCCUGACUGACGCCAGCCAGGGCCGUCGCGGCCGCGUGGUCAACGAUCUGUACCGCUACAAGCCGCUAAGCUCCAGCGCCGUGGUGCGCAACGCGCUGGCGCACGUGGGUGCCAAGGAGCGCGAGCUGAGCUGGCGCAACUCGGAGAGUUUCGCCGCCUGGUGCCGCUACGGCAAGCGCGAGUUCAAGAUCGGCGGCGAGCUGCGCAUCGGCAAGCAGCCCUACCGGCUGCAGAUUCAGCUGUCGGCGCAGCGCAGCCACACGCUCGAGUUCCAGAGUCUAGAGGACCUGAUCAUGGAGAAGCGACGCAACGACCAGAUCGGGCGCGCGGCCGUGCUGCAGGAGCUCGCCACGCACCUGCACCCGGCGGAGCCGGAGGAGGGCGACAGCAACGUGGCGCGGACUACGCCGCCUCCCGGGCGCCCCCCUGCGCCCAGCUCCGAGGAGGAGGACGGAGAGGCAGUGGCACACUGAUGGGCGAGCUGAGCGCAGAGCUGCGAAGGGGAACUGUUUGCAGUAGCAGCCGCUGCUCCCUUUCUCCCUCUCUUCCUCCCUCUUUUGCCACUGUCUGGGCCCCAUCUGGGAUUCCUGGGCCCUUUGGAAAAGAGUUGGUGAAAUGCGCAGCCGGCUGUGGACGGGGGAGGAGGAAGGGGACAGAGGGAGCAGGUAGGAAACACUUUAGUUGGGGGUGGGGGGCGUCUCCCUCUGGCCCCCUGUCUGUCUUCCUCUCCGCGGUGGAGCAAACUGUGGACUUGCCUGGCACUUAAACCUUGGUAGAUCUGGGUUUAUAAUCGGCCAUUCUUAAGCACGUGGGGUUGGGGGAAAGUUCGGAGUACCCAUUCCUGCCGUUGCUUCCUAUCCUGGGCUUGGAAGAAUCCUGGUAGAAAGGCCAGAGUGGGUUUGUGGAGUCGCCACUGCGGGACCAGCACGAAAGCUGCUUGUCUGCUUUGGCGGAGCUGAGCUGUGUAUGGGAUCCAGGAGGCUGGGGUGAUUUAUUUUAUGGGAUUCCUGGAGCGCAGGGCUGGUGAAUCCAUGACAAGGUCCGGGAGCAGCAGACCAAAACCACAGCAGCCUCCUAUUAAGUGUAACAAAUAGUUAAGCAAACUCGGGCUACAAACAAAGACUUUGCUACCUCCCUCCUCCACAACCCCCAAGUAAUUAGCCUUCUGGAGCUGGCUCUUAGCUGAGGCUCCUGCUACCUCCUGCUCCACCCGCCCCUUCCUAGGUUACAAGUAAAUCAUUGUCAAGGGCCAGCCAGGGGAAGGUUUCAAUUAAGGUUCUGUUCUGCUGCCUUUGUUUCUCCCCUGCUGUUGUAGGCACUUACAGCUGCGUUGUUAUGAAAGGAGGGAAUAGCCCUUUGUGUCUUUGAUCUAAUUAAACCUGCUUGGCUGUGUUUAUCCGCAGGGCAGGUCACAGAUAGGGUUGGCUGUGCCACUCCAUAAAGUAUCUAUUGUGGAAGCAGCCAAAAAGGGCUGCUGUGGCAGGAAUUGGUUAAUUUCUCCUUCCACUUCCCUUCCUGAAUAGUGAAGGGAGCCCUUUUAAAACAAGGCUUUGGUGGUAAUCCUGUGAUUUUUUUUUCUCCCCCAUCCCCUCACUGGCCCAUCCCUCUCACCCUCACUUUUGUUCUGCUGGUGGGUAAAAUCUUAGGCUGAACACAUAUUUCAAUGGUAAGAUACUUAUUUUGCUAUCCACACUUGAUGCAAUUGAAUUCAAGGUGCAAAGUCUUGUACUGAAGCAGUCUCCUUGUUGCUUGGAGAACACCUCCUUCAGAGCCCUUUGUUAAAUAAGAGGGGCGACGUUGAUCAUAGAUGCCACCUGGUUAGCACCGAAUCUGACUUUGGUGACAGUCCUAAAGCACAGUUGGUGAUUGUGAGAUCUGUUAGCGGCAGGCUGAGCAGAUACUACUUGGUUUUGCUUGGUAUGAGAUACUACUGUUUGCUUAGUAUGAGAUUUUUUCCAGCCUGUCUCUUAAACUCCUGUGACAUCUUCAAUGAUAUGUGCCCUCAGUUGCAGCAUAGCUUCUCUGCUGCCUAUUGCCAUUGCUGUCUCAAAAGUUGAGUGAAUUUUGAGGCGUCUUUUUUUUUUUUUCCUCUCUUGGGAGUCGUUGUAAACUACUGUGUACAAGUCAUUUUGUGAUAUGAUUCUGAACAGUUGGAAUAGAAUCAUAGUUAAGUGGUACAGCCAUGGCUAUCGUCAGGCCUGUUGCCUGGAGAUCUCUAAGUUAAGGCAACAAGACUUAAAGAAUUUUCUAAUACACUUGUUUCACACAUGGACGUUGAGGCCAUAGUCUUUAAAAGCUUGGACCUUUGUAGCACCUCAACAUGAAAGGGCAUUAGCUAUGUUUCCUGUUUUUACAGUGAUCACCAAACAGAUCUUGCCACUUUGAUUGUUAAAAAUGAACCACAUUCUAGCCCUGGUCUGGGACUUUGGAGGGAGAUGAAUUUCUUGUUGGAAAUGUAAAUCUAGUGUCCAUAUUUAAUACUCUCACAGCUUUGUGUUUAUUCUCUUUGCUCAUGGAAUAGCAGAACAAGAUAAACAUGGGUUAAGACAUUUAGGAGAACCUGCUGUAUCUAACCCAGUUGGAUUUUCUUUCAUGCUUAACACAGUAGUGAAAAUAGAAGGUAGGCCGGGCACAGUGGCUCAUGCCUGUAAUCCCAGCACUUUGGGAGGCUGAGGCAGGUAGAUCACCUGAAGUUAGGAGUUCGAGACCAGCCUGGCCAACAUGGCGAAACCCUGUCUCUACCACAAAUACAGAAAAUUAGCUGGGCGUGGUGGCAGGCGCCUGUAAUGCCUGCUACUUGGGAGCCUGAGGCAGAAGAAUUGCUUGAAGCUGGGAAGCAGAGGUUGCAGUGAGCCGAGAUCGCACCACUGCACUCCAGCCUGGGCAGCAGAGCAAGUAGUAAUAACCACCGUGUAGACAAGUGGGAGGGAAGAAUAGAAUGGCACUGUCCAGCUCUGGGCUAGCCAGAUCAACUCCCCCACCCGUCUUCUUCCUCUGUCCCAGAAUGGAAAAUGAUGUAUGGUCAGUCACGCUGAAGUAUAGCAGCGACUGUGUUAAGAGAGAGCAGUGACUCUCUCUUCUAGAGAAGAGGUUUUCAAUAACAGGGCUUGGAAAUGAACUAGAAUAGGAAAUAGAUCUUUUCAGAUGCUGCUUUCCCAUGUAAUACAAGCGUUUCUACAGGGUACCAGAGGUGUGAAAUAUGUGACACUUAAGAACAGUGAUUUUUAUUGGGAAUUUUCUUAGGGUUAUUACACUUAAAGCAACAACCAACUAGUAACAGCUCCAGGAAAGGGGAAUGAAUCAACUCUUGGUUCUUUCCUGAAGACGGCAGUGUUGUGGAUAAGUGAGUUUUUAAUGCCCUGGCAGUGGCUACAUUUGACACUUUAGAAAAAAUAAACAUAUUUAAUAAUUUUUGUUUCUCCUUAGGAAUAAGACUGUAGAACUGUUUUGUACUGUGAAUUACGGAUGCUCUUUGAAGGAAAGAAAUAUCGAUUCUAAUGUUCUUCAGAAGUUCUGGCAGGGAUAAGCAGGACAUCGACUGGAACGUAUGCUAAAUGAAAGCAGACAAAUUUCUAUUUUCUUACCUGAGCAAAUAUUUUAUUGAAACUGCUUAUGUAUGUCAAAGGAGCCCACAACUUCAGCUACACAACUUUUUGUAUUGAAAGAACUCAUACUUUUUGUAGCUUUUAUUUCACAUUUAAUUUAAAGUGACUUUUAGCACUAAAAUGCCUAGAAGAUUUUACUCCAGACCUAUAAGGAAAUGUUUAGUUUUUAUGAAAAAUGACAAGUCGAUGGUUAAACUUCUCAUGUCUUUGGUGCUUUGGCCCUAAUAGCACUGGACAACACCACGACCACAUGGAAACAUAUUUUUGGAAGCAAAACUUUAAUUUUAUAUAACGUAUGCUAUGGAGAGCUAAGACAAUUUAAGGACUACUUGUUUUCUAUUUUUUUUCUUAAUAAAAUGGAAUCCACUGUGUUGAAGACUCUUGAUAUCAUGUGCUUGUCUAACCAUUUUUUGUUUUAUAAAUUAGAAUAAAAUAUAGUUGUGAUAAUGGUCAUCGAAUGGAUUUGUUUGGAAAGCUACAUCUUAUUUGUGAAAUGUUUUUUAAAUCAGAGUAACUAUCAACUGAUUCAGCUUUUUGUUGUUUUGUUCUUGGCUAUAAUACUUGUGACUCAUGAAGAAUUAUGUUGACAAACAGGAUAAAUUCCACAUGCAUUUUAUUUCCCAGUGAGUUGUAUAAACUUUAUUUUUGUUGAAGGUUGUAUGUUAAAUCAAUGUUACAUUCUUAUAUCACUUCUUGAGAAGGAAGUUCCGAUUUGAAAUUGUAUCAUUUCCUUCAAAAUGAAGGGCAGUGCUUAGUUAAAUAAAAGAUUGAUGAUAUCUUUUAAGCCAUUUCCUCUUCACUAUGUCUUAUUAAAAUAAAACCUGUCAAGUUCUUUUCAAAAGAUGCUAUGAGCGUUUCCAAUAAACCAUCUAUUAGAGUUCA